AUGGCCAGCGAGACUGAAGACGCCGCUCGCCGGAAGACGGCGAUUCAGGACUACCGGAAAAAGCUCCUCAGUCACAAAGAACUCGAGAGCCGCGUCCGAUCGGUUAGAGAGAAUUUAAGAGCCACAAAGAAGGAAUAUGCUAAAACAGAAGAUGAUUUAAAGUCACUUCAGAGUGUUGGACAGAUCAUAGGCGAAGUUCUCAGGCCUCUGGAUAAUGAGCGCUUGAUAGUCAAAGCCAGCAGUGGUCCAAGAUAUGUGGUUGGCUGCCGCAGUAAAGUAGACAAAGAGAAACUUACAGCUGGCACGAGAGUAGUUCUUGAUAUGACAACUCUCACUAUUAUGCGAGCACUUCCUCGUGAGGUUGAUCCAGUUGUGUAUAAUAUGCUUCAUGAAGACCCUGGGAAUGUAAGCUAUUCGGCUGUGGGUGGGCUGUCAGAUCAGAUCCGAGAACUGAGAGAAUCUAUAGAGUUGCCUCUGAUGAAUCCUGAACUCUUCCUAAGGGUUGGCAUUAAACCUCCAAAGGGUGUUCUUCUUUAUGGUCCUCCCGGAACUGGCAAGACAUUGUUAGCCAGGGCAAUUGCUAGCAACAUAGAUGCAAAUUUCUUGAAGGUUGUAUCAAGUGCCAUUAUCGAUAAGUAUAUAGGUGAGAGUGCAAGAUUGAUCAGGGAAAUGUUUGGUUAUGCUCGUGAGCACCAACCUUGCAUCAUAUUUAUGGAUGAGAUUGAUGCCAUUGGUGGACGUCGUUUCAGCGAGGGAACAAGUGCUGACCGUGAAAUUCAAAGGACAUUGAUGGAGUUGCUCAACCAGCUUGAUGGGUUUGACCAGCUUGGAAAGGUUAAAAUGAUAAUGGCGACAAACAGACCUGAUGUUCUAGACCCUGCUCUUCUUCGUCCUGGUCGCUUAGACCGGAAAAUUGAAAUACCACUUCCCAAUGAACAGUCAAGAUUGGAAAUUCUCAAGAUCCAUGCUGCAGGAAUCGCCAAGCAUGGGGAAAUUGAUUACGAGGCUGUUGUUAAACUUGCCGAGGGGUUUAAUGGGGCUGACUUGCGUAACAUUUGCACUGAAGCUGGUAUGUCAGCAAUUCGUGCUGAGCGUGAUUAUGUAAUCCAUGAAGAUUUCAUGAAGGCCGUAAGAAAACUGAAUGAAGCGAAGAAGCUCGAAUCAAGUGCACAUUAUAAUACUGAUUUCGGGAAGGAAUAG
Messenger RNA from Fraxinus pennsylvanica, 1200 nucleotides. The record is from the annotation of a GenBank genome assembly. NCBI's taxonomy places the organism in Eukaryota, Viridiplantae, Streptophyta, Magnoliopsida, Lamiales, Oleaceae.